AAAUUCAGCGGUCGUCACUGAGUCUCACUCCCAUACUGUUGUUGUUAUUUUAUCCCUCUUAUUCGUGUUUCUUUUCCACUUUCUUUUCAUUCAUUCUUUCUUUAUUUUCCUCUCAAAAAAAAAAAAAAAAACCAAUAACUGUGUAUUCAUUGAUUCAUGGGAUUCUUGAAUUUCGAUUCUUCAGAUUCCAUUCUCUCUGCAGAUUCUUAAUCUCUUCCUUCCUUCUGAGUUCGCAAUUCAACCUUGUUCCUUUUUUCUCUCUUCCAUCCACUUUCGCCUCUCACAACUGAAGUUAUCAAUAAGUAUUGAAGGCAUGAUGAUCACAUAGAUGGUCUUUACUCUUGGUGCUGCCUUUUCUGUCAUUGCCAUUUCCUCAGCAUCAUAGCAUUCUUUUUCCUUGAAAAGGUUUGCUAUUUUGAAGAGGAAUAGAAUAAUAUUGCAUGCUAUGGGUUGGUUUACCAAGUUGCUUAAGGGCUCCAACCAUAAAAUUUCCCAAGGACAAUACAAUGCCAAAUAUGGAGAAGAUAGAAUCUGGGAUAAUCAUCCGAGUCCUGUGGAUGAUUUGACAGAUAUUGAGAAAGAAGAAAUUGAAUGUGCGAUUGCACUCUCUCUGUCCGAGGAGGAUCAUAAAGGGAAAAGACCUGUUGUGGAAGAAGACUCUCAAUCUGAAGAAGAUGAACAACUUUGUAAAAUUGAUGAGGAGGAAGAUGAAAAUCUCAGUAAAGUUAAAUCAGAGGAAGAUGAACAUCUUGAUAAAGUUCAAGUAGACGAAGAUGAACUUCUUGCUAAAAUUCAGGAUGAAGAACAUCUUGCUAAAGAUCAACUUGAGGAAGAUGAGCAACUUGCCAGGGCAAUUCAGGAAAGUUUGAGAAUUGAUUCUCCUCCUCGAUAUGGCGGUGAUUCAAUAUUUCCAUUCCCCAACCUCUUUCCACCUGGAUACAGAGUCUGUGCUGGAUGCAAAACUGGGAUUGGCCAAGGAAGAUUUUUAAGCUGCAUGGGAGCUGUCUGGCAUCCCCAAUGCUUUUGCUGCCAUGCUUGCCAUCUGCCAAUCACUGAUUAUGAGUAUUCCAUGUCUAAAGAUCAUCCUUACCAUAAAUCCUGCUAUAGGGAGAAGCAUCACCCAAGAUGUGAUGUUUGCAAGAACUUUAUCCCAACUAAUUCAGCUGGCCUCAUUGAGUAUAGAGCUCAUCCUUUCUGGCUACAAAAAUAUUGCCCGUCACAUGAGCAUGACGGAACUCCUCGUUGCUGUAGCUGUGAAAGAAUGGAGCCAAGGGAUACAAAAUAUCUUUUGCUCAAUGAUGGUCGAAAGCUAUGUCUAGAGUGUCUAGACUCAGUAAUUAUGGAUACUCAUGAAUGCCAACCUCUCUACCUUGAAAUACAAGAGUUUUAUGAAGGUUUAAAUAUGAAAGUGAAGCAGCAGGUUCCUAUGCUUUUGGUUGAGAGGCAAGCACUGAAUGAGGCAAUGGAGGGAGAAAAGAAUGGUCAUCACCACUUACCUGAAACUAGAGGACUCUGCUUGUCGGAAGAGCAAACUGUCACCACCAUUUUAAGGAGACCAAGUAUCGGAGCAGGGUACCAAACUGUAGACAUGAUAACUGAGCCACAUAGAUUGACGCGUCACUGUGAAGUGACAGCUAUUCUUGUUUUGUACGGCCUUCCUAGAUUACUGACAGGAUCAAUCCUAGCUCAUGAGAUGAUGCAUGCAUGGCUCAGGCUUAAAGGUUAUCCCAACCUGAGUCCAGAAGUUGAAGAAGGAAUCUGCCAAGUCUUAGCUCAUAUGUGGUUAGAGUCAGAGCUCUAUUCAGGAUCUGCGAAUGGCGGCGCAUCAUCUUCAUCCUCAGCACCACCAUCCUCCUCUACUGCAUCGUCAAAGAAGGGUAAACGAUCUGAUUUUGAAAAGAAAUUUGGUGAGUUUUUUAAACACCAGAUUGAGUCGGAUACCUCGUCAGCUUAUGGAGAUGGAUUCAGAUUGGGUAACCAGGCAGUGCUCAAGUAUGGGCUCAAAAGGACCCUUGACCAUAUCCUGAUGACAGGAAGUUUUCCAGUCUAAAAAUUUGAAAGAUGGCACAGUUUUUUUCACCUAUACACUGACCACCAUCUCAGCUUGGUCAUAUAAAUUAUACAGUUUAAGGAUUCCAAAGUCUUAGAACACAGACAAAAUAAGGAAUAAAAAUGCACCUCUUGGCGUGCAGUUGCAGUAAUCUUAUGUAAAAUGUGAACUCCUGAUGGUAUAAAUGUAACCAUUAAACACUUCUCAGAAGUUGAGAAAAAAAGCUGAUUAAAUGAAAGUAUUGAACUGAUUUUGUACA
Molecule: messenger RNA, 2309 nt
Organism: Lotus japonicus
Lineage: Eukaryota; Viridiplantae; Streptophyta; Magnoliopsida; Fabales; Fabaceae
Product: protein DA1-related 1-like
Exons: 13
Coding region: 446-2050 (534 amino acids)
Molecular function (GO): ubiquitin binding
Source: RefSeq, a predicted model, not a curated record